Cherax quadricarinatus is the source of this 3374-nucleotide messenger RNA. NCBI's taxonomy places the organism in Eukaryota, Metazoa, Arthropoda, Malacostraca, Decapoda, Parastacidae. The record is from RefSeq and is a predicted model, not a curated record.
GAUAUCCUUUUCAAAUUCUUCAUCUCCAUUACGUCGAGAUCGUCCACAGUCGCUCAACUUGGGUCGUGGUCUUCGAGAUCGGACGGCGUCGAGCCCGGCGACACCACAAGCAGAUCAAUAUUCCAAUGAUGAUGUUCCUCUAGCCUCCCUGCCAGACCUCCCUGAAGCACUGGCGGCGAUGAAGCACGUGACCCUGGCUGAGCAGUUCUCCUCCACAUCUCUGGAGAAGCUGCGGCGACUGAAGAACAAGCUCCACCGAGCCCUGAGCUCCCAUGACUCUACCUCCAGAGAGCCCUCUGAUGAAGCUGAGACCUCGCCACUGGUGCUGGCAACGCCACCCCUCACCUGUACCACGCCCACCCACUCUUCCCCCUCCCCCACCCCUCUUCCUGACGACACUCAGCUUGUCAAUCAUUGUUCCAACCCCACCAGUCGACCCAUUACACCGCUGCUACGCCAGGAUGCACUUGAGGUCUCGCCUACCGCUCACAUAACAUUUAAAUUACCCUCAGCUGACCGAGAGACUCCAGUCUGAAGUACUCUAGACUAGAUACGAUAAUGGCAAGACAGUCACAGUUGAAAAUAUACUUCAUUUAAUUUUUAAUUAUACUUAUCUUAGAAAAUUCCUCUAAAUACAUUCAGUUCUAUUAUAAAGCUCAUCUACAGUCAGUUUAUGCAACUUCUCUCUAGCUUUCAUAAAACUUUUUUAUUUUUUUUUAUUUUUUAUUAACACACUGGCUGAUUCCCACCAAGGCAGGGUGGCCCAAAAAAGAAAAACUUUCACCAUCAUUCACUCCAUCACUGUCUUGCCAGAAGGGUGCUUUACACUACAGUUUUUAAACUGUAACAUUAACACCCCUCCUUCAGAGUGCAGGCACUAUACUUCCCAUCUCCUGGACUCAAGUCCGGCCUGCCAGUUUCCCUGAAUCCCUUCAUAAAUGUUACUUUGCUCACACUCCAACAGCACGUCAAGUAUUAAAAACCAUUUGUCUCCAUUCACUCCUAUCAAACACGCUCACAUAUGCCUGCUGGAAGUCCAAGCCCCUCGCACACAAAACCUCCUUUACCCCCCUCCCUCCAACCUUUCCUAGGCCGACCCCUACCCCGCCUUCCUUCCACUACAGACUCAUAUACUCUUUGAAGUCAUUCUGUUUCGCUCCAUUCUCUACAUGUCCGAACCACCUCAACAACCCUUCCUCAGCCCUCUGGACAACAGUUUUGGCAAUCCCCCACCUCCUUCUAACUUCCAAACUACGAAUUCUCUGCAUUAUAUUCACACCACACAUUGCCCUCAGACAUGACAUCUCCACUGCCUCCAGCCUUCUCCUCACUGCAACAUUCAUCACCCAUGCUUGACACCCAUAUAAGAGCGUUGGUAAAACUAUAGUCUCAUACAUUCCCCUCUUUGCCUCCACAGACUCCUAAGUGCACCGCUCACCCUUUUCCCCUCAUCAAUUCUAUGAUUCACCUCAUCUUUCAUAGGCCCAUCCGCUGACACGUCCACUCCCAAAUAUCUGAAUACAUUCACCUCCUCCAUACUCUCUUCCUCCAAUCUGAUAUCCAAUCUUUCAUCAAGUAAUCUUUUUGUUAUCCUCAUAACCUUACUCUUUCCUGUAUUCACUUUUAAUUUUCUUCUUUUACAUACCCAACCAAAUUCAUCCACCAACCUCUGCAACUUCUCUUCAGAAUCUCCCAAGAGCACAGUGUCAUCAGCAAAGAGCAACUGUGACAACUCCCACUUUAUGUGUGAUUCUUUAUCUUUUAACUCCACUCCUCUUGCCAAGACCCUCACAUUUACUUCUCUUACAACCCCAUCUACAAAUAUGUUAAACAACCAUGGUGACAUCACACAUCCUUGUCUAAGGCCUACUUUUACUGGGAAAUAAUCUCCCUCUUUCCUACAUACUCUAACCUGAACCUCACUAUCCUCACAAAAACACUUUACUGCUUUCAGUAACCUACCUCCUAUACCAUACACCUGCAACAUCUGCCACAUUGCCCCCCUAUCCACCCUGUCAUACACUCCUCUAUUUAGAGUCAUUCUUCUUAUAAUGUCUCAGUCUGUCUAGGAUUUUCCAGGUGUAAAUUAUGAUGUAUCAUUCUCUUCUGCAUUCCAGGUCAACAAUUUCACCUGUCUUGAAAGUUGCUGUUAAGUGUACAGCAAUAUUCCAGCCUAGAGAGAACAAGCGACUUAAACAGGAUCACUGGCUUGGCAUCACUUGUUUUGAAGGUUCUAGUUAUCCAGCCUAUCAUUUUGAAUGUUCUAGUUAACCAGCCUGUCAUUUUGAAGGUUCUAGUUAUCCAACCAAUCAUUCUGAAGGUUGUCAUUGUCCAUCCUAUCACUUUCCUUGCAGUUGUUAUAGUGACAUCAUUGGGGUCCUUGAAGGUGAUAUCCUCUAACAUUAUCACUCCCAAGUCCCUCCCAUUAGACUUAUGCUUUAUCGUGUGGUUAGACUUGGUUUUAUACUCUAUUCUAGUUUUUAUUUCCUCCCAUUUUUUCCAUAAUGGAGUAAGUGGAAUCAGUUGUCAUGGAAUGUAACUUUUUUUUCUGUGCCCAACAUGCUGGUAGUUCUGUGAUGGCGAAACCACCGGUUUGAAACCCAGUCACUUCACAGAAUUACAGUCUUAUAAAGCUCUCCUGAAUACAGCCAGCUUUCUGUAUGUGAUUUUUUUACGUACGUAUAUGUAACUGAAGAAGUUCACAGUCUGUGCUGCUCAGUAUUGGAUGAACUUUUUCAGUCACAUGAAAAAUUUCACUGAAUACAAGAGCUUUGUAAGAAAGCUGACUCUAUAUAGAGGAGCUUUAAAAGAGCUGACCACCUAGAGGAGCUUUAUUAGAGAAAUGAUUGUAUACAGAGGAGUUUUAUAAUAAACCUUACAGUAUAUAGAGGAACUUCAUAAGAGAGGACUAUAUAGAGGAGCUUUAUAAUAACUGAUUGUAUAUAAAGGAGCUUUACUUUUGAGCUGACUAUUUAGAGGACCUUUAUAAAAGGUGACUAUAUAAGAGAACUGACUGUACAUAGAGUUUUAUAAGAGAACUGACUAUAUAUAUAGAGCUUUAUAAGAGAACUGAGUGCAUAUAGAGGAACUAACUGUAUAUAGAGAAGCUCUAUAAGAGAACUGUAUAUAGAGCUUCAUAAGGGAACUGACCAUAUAUAGAGGAACUUGUAUGUAUACAGAGGAGCUUUAUUAUCAGGGUGACUGUAUAUUGAUACUUGCCCCCCCCACACACAGUUGCAACUCGACCAAGACAAAACAUUAUUGGAACAAGCACAGUCCCCAAGUGAAACAAGAACAAUUUUCUGAACAAAAUCAGUCAUGGAACAAAUAUCUUGUGAUAUUAGGAAUGAUUUCCUUAGCUGUGAUUCAUAUAU